UUCACUGUCCCGGCACGAUGGCCACCAAACGCUUCGUCCUCACAGGACCCGCACCAUGGGGAUUCCGACUGGUGGGAGGGAAAGACUUCGAACAGCCGCUAACUAUUUCCAGGGUGGCUCCCGGUAGCAAGGCUGCUCUGGCUGAGCUGUGUACCGGAGAUGUAGUGAUCGCCAUUGAUGGAGAGAACACAGACGGAAUGACUCAUUUAGAAGCACAGAACAAAAUCAAAGCCUGUGAAGAUGAUCUGUCUCUCACCAUUAACAGGGUUGAAUCUAAGAUUUGGUCACCCAUGGUAACUGAAGAAGGCAAAGCACACCCAUAUAAAAUGAAUCUGGCCUCUAAUGCUCAGAGACCUGUCAAAUUUCAGCGUGCUUUCAGCAUGACUUACCAGCCACUAAAAUCACCAUCAGACUCCAUCAGUCCCAUCUCUCCUUCUGCGAUGUUUAAGGCUCCCAUGUCUUCUGUGUAUAACCCUCUUCAGUCAUGUACCGCCCCUGGCUCCUUGCAAAGGAGGCACAGCACCUCUUCAAUCCCAACUCAAAUGCGAGUGGGCCCUGAAGAGUUAAAACAAGCCGCACAGAUCUGUCCCAACAGCCCAGUGGAGGUGGAUAUUCCUGGACUUAAAGUCAUGCACAACCAGUUUAACUCCCCAUUACAGCUCUAUUCCCAAGAAAACCUUAUGGACACUUUGCAGGGCCAGAUCUCUUCCAUUAACCCAACUUAUACCAGUGUGGACCGGCCUCUACCUCCACAAGCGCGGCAGAUUGACAAAGACUCUGAGGUAUACAAGAUGCUGCAGGAGAACCAGGAUUCAAAUGAACCCCCCAGACAGUCAACUUCCUUCUUAGUACUGCAGGACAUAUUAGAGAGUGAUGAGAAAGGUGAGAAGCCUUCUGGGUUCCGCAGUGUGAGGCCCCCCACCACCAAAGUGGCAGCUUCUGUUGGCAGUGGGCAGAAAUUGCCAAUCUGUGAUCAUUGUGGAUCAGGCAUUGUGGGAGUCUUUGUGAAGAUCCGUGACAAGCCUCGUCACCCUGAAUGCUAUGCGUGUACUGACUGUGGAAUGAAUCUCAAACAGAAGGGCCAUUUUUUCGUAGAGGACAAGAUGUACUGUGAAAAGCACGCACGGGAACGUACUACUCCCCCCGAAGGGUAUGACGUAGUGACUGUAUUCCCCAAAUAAAAUGUACCCAUUUCCACUCACUGCUAUACACAAAAUGACAUUUCCUACCCUUUCAAUGCUGAGUGAAGGCUUCUGUUUACCCAGACACAAAUGUUUGCAGAAGAUGCUUCUAGAGAGAAAACCUGUGGAGAUUUUUUUUAACAAAUGUAG
Molecule: messenger RNA, 1331 nt
Organism: Nanorana parkeri
Lineage: Eukaryota; Metazoa; Chordata; Amphibia; Anura; Dicroglossidae
Gene: PDLIM1
Product: PDZ and LIM domain 1
Exons: 8
Coding region: 18-1181 (387 amino acids)
Biological process (GO): actin cytoskeleton organization; muscle structure development; heart development
Cellular component (GO): stress fiber; Z disc; filamentous actin
Molecular function (GO): muscle alpha-actinin binding; actin binding
Source: RefSeq, a predicted model, not a curated record